Colletotrichum truncatum is the source of this 360-nucleotide messenger RNA. Lineage: Eukaryota; Fungi; Ascomycota; Sordariomycetes; Glomerellales; Glomerellaceae. The record is from RefSeq and is a predicted model, not a curated record.
AUGUUGCCUUUGGGAACGUCAAACCUCACAACCCUUACACACAAGCACGCCUUCUGCUGGUACAACAGCCGCAUCGAAUUGCGUUUGGCCUUGAUUUGCUUGUCCAACAAGCCCCCGAUGUCUUGCAGCUCGUACCUGAUUAGCCUGUGUGAGCUAGUCGGUGAGACGCGACGCGCGGCAACCUCUUUUGCUGUUUGUUCUUGGCUCGCAUGUCUAGGCAAAACGGGUAGGCAAUGCAAUGAACAGAGAGGCAAACUUUUUGGCCCUCUAGGGGUAUCUUCUCCACGUGUGAAGGAUGUGUACCUGAUCGUAGGCAAGGUGUACAGUUCUAGACAGGCUUGGACUGACUUUUGCCGUUAA